Aspergillus oryzae RIB40 is the source of this 3237-nucleotide messenger RNA. RefSeq lists its product as uncharacterized. The transcript is spliced from 7 exons. NCBI's taxonomy places the organism in Eukaryota, Fungi, Ascomycota, Eurotiomycetes, Eurotiales, Aspergillaceae. The record is from RefSeq and is a predicted model, not a curated record. The coding region runs from base 1 to 3237 and encodes 1078 amino acids. Gene Ontology annotation, molecular function: ABC-type transporter activity; ATP hydrolysis activity; ATP binding. Gene Ontology annotation, cellular component: membrane.
AUGGUUGUAAUUCCCCGGAACUACAUAGGUGGUCUUACUACUCAAUUUAGAUCAUCAAACUCUUUCUUGGAAUACGAUGCUGUCACAAUUAUGCUGGAUGCGGCGUUGGUGAAAAGAGAAGAACAAGCCUCGGCGUCCAAAUCUCAGCGAAUCCCUCUUGUUUAUUCUGCGACGAGCCCACAAACCGGCUUAGAUGCAGCCAAUGCUCACCACAUUGUUCAGCUGCUGAAAGACCUAGCAGGAGAAGGCCGCACCGUCAUCGUGGCAAUUCACACCCCGCGCCCGGAAAUAUGGGAGCUAUUCGACCAUAUCCUACUACUCUCUCAAGGCCAUGUUCUGUACAAUGGCUCAACCUCUUCAAUUCGCGGUUACUUUGAACGAUGUGGGCACGCCAUAUCUGCAUCAGAAAAUCCAGCUGAGCACUUGAUUGACCUUGUAUCCAUAGAAGCGGAAGCAGAAGGCUCACCAAUGGGAUCAGUGGCAAGGAUCAACAACUUGAAAGAGCAGUGGAAAGCAGCUCAGCGUACUGUAGCCGAUAACUACGCACCUUACUCGAACAAUGGCUCAGUUGUGCGAUACGGCUCAGCUAUAUCCCGCCACCCAGCCGUGCCACUUUCUCGUCAGCUGGCUGUACUUACUCGGCGCACUAUAUGGACAACGUUAAGGGGCCCUAUGAGCUUGUUUGGUAGCUUGUCAAUUACCAUUAUACUAGGGAUAGUGACAGGCGCAGCUUUCUAUCAGGUCGAUAGCAGCGCCCAAGGAAUUUGGUCCCGACAGGGGGCCCUUUUCGCACUACUGAACAUCUACGGGUACCCAAUGUUAAUCUAUGAGAUAUAUCGCCUUUCAUAUGAGAUACAAAUGUUCGAUCGAGAGCGAGAAGAGGCAGUGGAUAUCCCAGGACCUGCCAUAUCAUCGAUAGUCUUUUACUUCCUAGUUGGUCUACGGCGCUCUGUCGCCGAACCUUUCCUUUUCUUGCUGGUAAUGAUUUUGGCCACAUACAUUUCUCUCGCCGCCGCUAUCCUUGCGAUUGCACUAUCCCGUGAUUUUGCAAUCGCUGGUCUUAUCGGAAAUUUGAUUUACACGCUGCAAAGCCUCUCUGGGGGCUAUUUAAUACAUGUAGACCAGAUAUCAACCUGGCUCCGAUGGUCAAAAUGGACAGCUCAUAACUUUUAUCUUUAUAGCGCUGUAUGCGCCAUUGAGUUCGUUGGCCCGAAGCAGACGCCACGCGGGCAUCUAUAUAAUUGUACAAGUGUCGCCAAUCCUCCGACAGGUGAGUGUACAGGGUCUUACGGGAAAGAUAUCAUUUCAAGCCUAGGAAUUCCACGCGAGUGGAUCUGGCAACCUGUUGUGGCCUCUUUGGGUUUUCUUGUUUCCUACACUCUGGUGGCUGCUCUAAUACUUCAUCGCCCUCGAAUGGGAGCUGUCAUGACUUCAGAUCCCCAGUCCAGCCACAGCUCCGUCGUCAUUCAAAAUAUGGAGCUUCUUCCUCUCAGCUCAACUCCACACACUCCAGGUGUGGAUAUCCAACUAACCAGGUAUGCUCUAAUUCUUACCAGGCGGAACAUAAAAGCCUUUCUGGGUCCCAGUUACGAACGGCCAAUACUUAAACCAGUCAACACCACAUUCAGACACGGUGAGCUUAGUAUAAUAAUGGGGCCUUCUGGGAGCGGGAAGACCACUCUAUUACACGCUAUCACAGCGCGCCUACCUCAGAGAUAUCGAAGACAAGGCCAAGUGUUCUACAAUAGCCAUAGACUACGGCCUUCUACGAUCAGAGCUAUGUGCUCCUAUGUGUCCCAGUCGGAUAAUUUACAACCUUUCCUGACUGUCCGAGAAACCCUACUUUUCGCUGCAGGGCUGAGAUUACCAAGAUGGAUAACAAAAGAGCAAAGAUAUUCCAAAGUUGACUCUAUUAUUCGUACAAUGGGCUUGACCUCUUGUGCGGAGACUAUCGUUGGAGAUGGAAAACAAACGGGUAUUAGUGGUGGCGAGAAGAGACGGGUUUCAAUAGGUAUUCAGCUUUUGACUGACCCGAGAAUUUUGAUACUGGAUGAACCGACAUCAGCCGGGAGGAUCUUGAAGAAGUUAAAGAAUCUAUCGGAGGAAGGUCGGACUGUAAUCUGCAGUAUCCAUCAGCCACGCUCAGAUAUUUUUCCUUUCUUUUCGAACAUUCACCUCCUUGCGUCUGACGGCUCCCCCGUCUUCGCUGGCCGUGGAGAAGAUAUAUUACACUAUUUCCACACUCAUGGCUUUGAAUGUCCAGAUUCAAUGAACUCGUGUGACUUUAUCAUUGAUUUAGUCACGGUAGACCAUCGAGACAACCGAGAAACUUCGAGUCGCGCUAGGGUGCAGCAGCUGAUCGAUGGACAUGCUGUCACUCAAUCAACUAUACAAGACACACCCCCACUGUCAAUGACCUUGUUAGAACAAAGAGCAUUUGCAAAGAACAUUAACCCAUUUCGAACACUUUUUCCUUUAGCAUUGCGCCGCUCGGCUCUUGGUUUGACUAGGCGGCCAUUUCUUCUCCUAUCACGCUUAGUUCAAGCUCCUGGCAUGACAAUUACCUUUGUUAUGUUCACAGCUCCCCUUUCAAGUGACAGUAACUCCGUACAAACAAGAAUCGGUCUUCUCCAGCCUCCUGCAAACAUUAUUGUAUACCCGGGAGAGCGCGAUACCUUUAAGGAUGAACGAAAGGACGGAUGUAUGACCGCAACAUGUUUCCUAGUGCAAUAUACAUGUCUAGAGCUACCAACAGAGAUCUUUACAGCCCUGGUUUCUGGUGCGAUAUUCACAUUCGGCCCGCCGAUUAAGCGCACCUUCACCAUGCUUCUUGUUUCAUCGUUCAACAUAUUCGCGAUUCUCAACUGUGGCGAGUCUCUCGGUAUUAUACUUCUUUCUUUUUUCGAUAAUAUAGGUAUCAGUGCUACCUUGGCUCCGAUAGUGCUAUCCAUAAACUGGUUGUUUGCAGGCCUUCUCAGUACAUCUUUACCAAGGGUUUUUCAAAUCGUGUCUUAUAUCCUCCCCUCAAAAUUCGCCAUGGCUAAUGUUGUGCCAUACGCGAUGGAUGGGCUGGAAUUUACCUGCAGUGAUGAACAACAGCAUGGCACACAAUGCACUAUCCGGAAUGGUAAAGAUGUGUUAGACUUCUAUACUUUCGCAAACAACCCUGGCUUGAAUAUCAUGGGCUUGGCAGUAUGUGUGGUAGUUAUAUCGGGUUGUUGCGUAUUUAGUGAUUAG